CAGCGCGGCCGCGGCGUGCAGCAGUCCGCGCCACGCCGGGCCCCCGCCAGCCCGCGCCGCGCCGCCAUGAGGGCGCGCGCGCUGCUUUCGCUGCUGACCGCGAUUCUGGCGGUUACCUACACCAGCGCCGAGAAGAGCAAGUUCUAUUAUAUGGACUCGCUAUGCAAGGACCAUUUUCUACAGCGACAAUAUCGAAAAGUGGAUGGAGGAGUACUAUGGUCUCGAAACGAGAGAAAUCUGGACUGUACAGUCACAUUCCAGACGCACAGUAUCCUGCAGCGGUUCAUGCUGCACUUCGAUCUGCUCCAGUUGGACUGCAACGACCAUCUGUACGUUUAUGAUGGUGCUCAUGCGACUGCGCCGCCAAAGGCCGACCUGUCUUGCCGUAACACCAAGCAGCAGGUGGGGGCUCUCUUCACUCGCAGCAACUUUGUGACGCUCAAGUACGUCACCGACAACUGGGGCACUGACGCCAACGGGUUCAAGCUCGUCAUCACUGCUGUGAAAGACCCUAAGCACGGGUGCAAGGAGUUCCGGUGCAAGCAGCGCGAAUUCUGCGUGAGCGCCGACCUCACUUGUGACGGAGUCGACCACUGCGCCGACGGUUCCGACGAGGACACCGCUUCGCUUUGCCCCGAGAGUGGCAGCGGCGGUGCGGUGAGCGCGUGGGUGAUAGCCAGCGCAGGCGCAGCACUGCUAACGGCACCGUUGAUUGCAAUUACGCUGUGCUGCAUUUGCCGCCGCAACGCCGCCCACCAGCGCACACAUCUGCAUUUACAACAAAUGGCGAGCAGCAACGGCGCCGGCGGCAAGACGGCGAACGACUCGCCGUGCGGCAGCGAGACCAAGCUGCCGGGAAACUGGGCGCACCCUGCGGGCCCGCGCGGGUACAGGGCGGCGCGCCCGGGCCGCCUCCGGGCGCGGGCGUCGCGCUGAGCGCCGCCGCCCCGCACAAGGACGAGUGGUUCGUCUGAGGCGGCCCGGUCGGGCCCGCAGGGGAGGGGGCGCCGUACCGGCCCCCGGCUCCGCCGCUGCGUAGCGACCCGCCCAUCGAGGCGCUACGCUCACCUACCAGCGCCCCUGGACUUCAUUUUCAAACGGCUUGCGGUUCGGAGGAAAGCGAUCUGGGAUCUGUUAACACUGCCACUUAAUUUCGUGUCGUAGUGACUACUGCAACAACGAUGGGGGACAGCUCUGUGUUCGAUUCGGUGUAGGUAUUUAUCAUGUUCAAAAUUUGUCUAUCAGUUUGGAGCAAUAUUAAUCUUAGGAUGUCGUAGGUUUCCGCAAACUUUGGGAAUAUACUCCAGGUAGGGCGCUCGGCGAGAGGGUGGUCGAUCGUCGAAGGCCUCUUUCGUGGCCCGGAUCACCGGAGACGAGCGACGAGCGCUCGCCGCGACUGCCGCGUCCCACGACGCUAGAGUCGCACAAUGGCGAUCGCUAGUCGCGGAUUAGACGCGGCGCGGCCCAUUGCGCGUUGCAUUUGGCUGUCGCGUCGGUGUCGGUUACGCGUCGCAGCAAUGCGUAAACGACGCCGAUCCUCGACUUUUAUAGUUUUGUUAAUGACGACUUUUCGGUAAUAGCUAAUAAUAGAUAAUAAGUAUGACAAUGGGCUCGCGCCGACGCCGGUCCCUAGCGUUUCCACAAAUAUCAACCUGCAACUUACGCAUAUCGUGAAUAAUCACGUGACAUAUAUCAGUCACCCGUAUGGUAUACUCGCGGUGCGCUGGCGCCGGGCGCGCCGCGGCCCCUGGCCAUUGGACCAUGUCCAUCCUUGGCGCCCGGGCCACCGCACAUAUUAAGGAUCUAUCCGAACGUAUCUAUGUAUGUAAUACCUAAUUUAGCGAGGAUUUUUUUAGGUGAAUUUUUACUCGUUUAGUGGAAGGCGCGUUGCGAGUGCGCGCGCGCCGCACGCGUGUCGUGGGUGUCCAGUUUUUGGUGUUAACGAUAAACGCAAUGUAAAUUUAUCGAUAUGACAUUAAACAUUUUUGGCUUAUUGU
Molecule: messenger RNA, 1997 nt
Organism: Hyposmocoma kahamanoa
Lineage: Eukaryota; Metazoa; Arthropoda; Insecta; Lepidoptera; Cosmopterigidae
Gene: loaf
Exons: 7
Coding region: 67-936 (289 amino acids)
Cellular component (GO): plasma membrane
Molecular function (GO): protein binding
Source: RefSeq, a predicted model, not a curated record